CAGGAAUGCGUGGUCGCCUCGUCUGUCAACCCCGUUAAGCCUCUUCCACAAUUCCCGCAUCCCACAUCGCAUCUUGCAUUUUGCAUCUUGCAGCUUCCGACUCUUCUCGACUCGACUCCCGAGUCUCUCUUCUGUUUCUUCUUCGCAUCCCUUUUUUCCCCACCACCGAUCUCCCAGACCGGUUAGCGUGGCUGACUGGGCUGCUCGACACUUUCCUGACGGGUCAUAGUCGGUGCUCUCUCCCUAGCUAACGCAGCCGCUGCGCCAGCGCUAAGUCCAAUAGGGGACUUUUCGUACGGUCGUCCCUCCAUUCUUCCUUUCCCCUUGAUCAACACCGUUUUUCUUGGGGCACUUUCGAUCGUUUGCCAUUUCACUCACCUUCACACUCUCUCUGGACUCAAGACUACUUGGGGUUUAGUGUCCCGCGACUCGCCUGAAACGUCGCCUUCUGCCCUGUCGAUCCUCCGAUUUUCGAGACGCCAGAAAAAGAGGGGGGGGGGAAACCCGAACCUCACGCUACCACAACACACACUUUCCUACAACUGCUUCUUCUCCUUCUCACGCCUGAGCCUUCGCCUGGAUUGGUUUCGCGCAAAGACAGCUUGUGGGACCGGAUCAUGAGGGACUUGCUGAUUCCACUCUACCGAUAGCCUUGUUUUACCCUUUCCUUGAUCGGAUGGAAUCGACCGCCUGAAUUUGAACAUAACCUUUUCCUUUGCAAAUUACUGGCUCCAACAAGCCAUCGACACGUGAAAAUCAACUUGUCAAGCACGGGUGGCUGACACUGGGAUCAUAACGUACGCCUCAGCUGCAAUCCUGGUCGCCUAGACGCCCACGCUGACGUUGAAUAUUCGACAGCUGAUCAAACAACGUUGGACCAUAUCGCAUUGACGCGACACAACGACCCGGCGAUUUCCUUUUCUCUCAUCAAGCCUUUCACGCACACGACGGAGGCCUGGCUUACUCGAUUGCCGCCCAACAUGCCUUCUCGCAAUUCUACCCUGCCCAAUCUCGACCUUAAGUCGCUUAAGGUCGACCUGAACAACGGCAAAUUGUCCGCCCCUCUCUCCCCGGGGGCUCAGAGCUCCGAUGGGCUCAGCCCCUUGACGCCGCGCUCGCCAAAAUCCCCCUCCAGCUCUAUGUUCCUCAGGGGUGCUACCAUUCGUCCCGUCACCCAAGACUCUAGCAGCAAGGGCAAUAGCCCGGUCCUUGCACCCAAGUCUCCUGGUCUUUCGGCCACCGAACCCGGCCCCGAACCUUCCACACCCGGAUUUACUGCCAUUCCUCAAUAUUUCCCCUCUCCUAAAGACUCCGGCAAGGCAUCACACGCCCGCGACGCCUCCAAAUCGUUUUUCGGCAAUCUCAAAGCACCCAAGCCGUCCCACCGAGCACAGCGAUCAGAUAGCUCGGAGAACUCCACAGAACCCCCCAAGAGCCGAGGUAGCUCCAGAGACCGGAAGACGGCGCCGAAGUUCUACGAGUCCACUCCCGACUUGCCUGGCGCCCUCGCCAAGGCAGGCGAGAGCGAGAAGAAUGGAAACGGUGUUAGUGACAAAGCUGACCAGCCAAUUGGCCCUAAGAAGACCAAUACCGAGGUGGAUUCUGCGCCAUUGAAAAAGAGCAAGCCCCGAUUCGCAAACCUUCUCACUAGAUCGCGAUCUAUUCGAGUUGAUGAAUCGUCUGGAAACCGAGCCGCCGGUCGACGACCGUCUACGGGCCUGGCCAAGUUAGAGGAGUUCAAAUCGACAGAGGUAUCCAGCGUACCGCGCUCAGCUACCGCUCGUCCUGAGCGCCAGGUUGAAGGAGGAUUGCAUCCACCCCCACGAUACACGGAUUCUGCUCCUCUCAGAAAGGAAAAGAGCCAUGGCGGGUCCAUGGUUAAUUCUGCAUCAUUGAGCCAAGUCUCUGGUGCAUCAGCCGCAAUCUUCAACAAUCUCAAGCAGUCAUCAAGCGGGGCCGCGGAUCGCAUUGGCAAGGCAGGCAAGGGCUUCUUCGGCAAGAUCACUAGGAGUGGUAGCACGAAUGAGCGGGAGCUGAUCAACGAUGAUAACUAUGUGUGCUCGGUGAUCAACCUUCCCCUCAUCGAGCAGGCGAGGAAGACCCGUAUCGCGAAAACGCUGGAUGGUUGCCGGGACAAGACCGAGUUUUGGAUGCCCGCGCUCCCCUACCGCUGUAUUGACUAUCUCAACUACAAGGGCUGUGAGGAAGAGGGUCUCUAUCGAGUACCAGGUAGUGGCCGCGAGGUGAAGCAUUGGCAGAGGCGGUUCGAUUCGCAAUUAGACGUCAGCCUCUUCGAUGUACCGGAUCUUUACGAUAUCAACACAGUUGGAUCAUUGUUCAAGGCCUGGCUUCGUGAAUUGCCAGACGAACUCUUCCCGAAAGCCACCCAGGACAUGAUCGCCGAGAAGUGUGAGGGUGCCACCACGGCUCCACAACUGCUCAAGGACGAGCUGUCCAAACUUCCACCCUACAACUACUACCUUCUCUUCGCCAUCACUUGUCACCUGAACCUCCUCCACUCCUAUGUCGAUCAGAACAAAAUGGAUUACCGGAACCUCUGCAUCUGUUUCCAGCCUUGCAUGAAAAUUGAUGCUUUCUGCUUCCAGUUUUUGGUCUGUGACUGGAAGAAUUGCUGGCAGGGCUGCUGGACCGAGAAGGAGUACAUCCAGAAGGAGAAAGAGAUGGACGAAUUGGAGAGGCAGGCCUCGGAACAGAAGGAAGCCAAGGUCCAGGCUGAGCCCUCCCAUUCGUCAUCCAAACACGAACGAGCUGUCUCCUCCGGCUCUAGCUCCAAGUCCGAGGAGGAAAAGCCUCGCCCUGAAGCGUCUCGGGGCCGAAAGGCUAAACCGAAAAACAUUGAAAUCACACACAAUCGAAGCAUCUCCCAGCUUCCAGAGCUUGGCCCGCCUCUGUCGCCUAUCAAGAUUUAGAGCCGGCGUCUCUCUCUUACUUGCCUACAGGCUUGCUUGAAAGAUUUCUAUGAUAUUCAACUUACGGCACUUGUGUUGCCCUCUCUGGACUUGCCUUGAGGCGUCUCAGUUAGGGCCCUUUACCAUUUCGGCUGGACCGAUCAUACAUCCGUCCACGAGACUUUGGCUACCUUUUGGGCCAUGCAUCACCAGUCGGUGAUUAAUGGCGACCACGAAUUACAGACAUCUCGCAUCACCUUUCAUCUUGCUUUACCCGAUCUCUUUACUCAUCCCUCUACUGGGUGCUGCUUGGUUCCCCUGAGCCGUGCUUCGGCUUCGGACCAGCAUCCCCUCGGAGUGCAUAUUUUGGCGUCUCCGGCAUUGAUUUUUUUUUCAUUUUUUCCACAUCAUCUUCAUUCUUGAUCCUCCAUUUACGCUUCUCUUGCUCGUUGUACAUGUUGAUUUCGCACCGUACAGUCUGACCCUGGCGAAAUAUGGCUCUCAUUUAGUUGCCUUAUCUCUGUCUAUCUGAAUCUUGUCCUGUCAUGCGCUGCCUUAUAUGCCUCGUUUGGCAGCAUUUCAAAUAUCCACACCCCCAACCCCUCUUUGAGUCCCUGUGCUUUUUCAUGCUGCUGCUCCUUCUAGAUUCCCCGCUGUGGCUCUUACUAUCUUGUCAUUCGUGCCUUGAGUUUCUUGUUCAUUCGCACCGUUUGAAUGGUCCCUUCUAUGUUGUGUCUUAUUGUCUGUGUUUGGCGUUCUCAUUCGAGGCUUGUACAAUAGCGGCAGUGGGAUGGCAUUUUCGGUUGAAUGAAGAACCUUUUUGGGUUUCCCAUAAUU
This is a messenger RNA of Penicillium brasilianum, 3746 nucleotides long. NCBI's taxonomy places the organism in Eukaryota, Fungi, Ascomycota, Eurotiomycetes, Eurotiales, Aspergillaceae. The record is from the annotation of a GenBank genome assembly.